GCAGUCGCGCGCUUGCACUCUCAGCGGUUGGCGGAGGCUGAGUUUGUUACGCACCAAAAUAAUCAUUACAUACGCGAGUGUUUGUUAUUUUUAUUUUGUCUAUAAAAUAAUAAACUCAAAUUUAAUUAAUUUUAAAAUAAAAUAAUAAACAACAACAAUAAUACAACUAAAUUGUGUCUAAUAACUGUAUAAUUGUGUAAAACACAUUGCAAAUAAUCCUCAAGUUUUGAUUCGCGGUUGGUAAAAAAGAGGUAUUAGUGUGAAAAAAAAAAAAAAAAAACAACAUAAAUAAAUAAAAAUAGUAUAAUGAAAAAAUAACAAGUCACAAGUGCAAAAAUAAAAGUAGGGAGAAAAAUUGCAAAUAAAUAAAAUAAAAACCAUCGUCUGACUGAAAAAUAAAAAAAAAAUAUUUAAAUAACAAGUGAGACAGAAGAUUUUUUUUGAUACUUAAGUGAUAGCAUACAUCCUUAUUAUCAUCAUCAUCAUCAUCAUCACCACCUAUAUAUUGAAUAUUAAAAAAAAUAUAUAUUUAUUGUGUGUGUGUGAGAGUGGAUUUAAGUGUGUGUGUUUGUGUGUCAUGUGAGUGUCUGUGAUGUGUGUAUUUUAUCACAUUAUAUUUAUUUGUGAACACUAAAGUUCGAUUGAUUUUAUUAUUCUUCACAUUAAAUAAUAUAAUUAAUUAAUUUUUUAAUAAGUGACGUGUAUUAUUUAGUUGAUACAUAGUGCAUUGAUAUACAAAUACACAUGAAAAAUAAUUAAUUUUAGUGGUUGUGUGUUUGUUUACAAGUUGACAUGUUUAUUUAUUGAACAAUAAUAAUAAUAAAUAUAUAUUUAUUUAUUAGAAGAAUAUUAUUUGAUUCAAAGUGAAAUUGGAGUUUGUUAUAUGGUGGUCGAGGUGAAUGUGAACAAAGAGGACAAUAUUAUAACUGAGGGCAAUGUGGCUCAGUGGGGAAACGCGAGGAGGUGAUAACGACUUCUGACCUUGAAUUGUCUGGAUCCAACAGUUGGGAUCCUAUUAUUAAUUAAUCGACCAACUAAUAUCGAUUGUUCAAGUGAAUUUAUAAUCUGCAUCAUAAAUAUUAAUCAACAACAAACAAAACAUAAAAAAAAACAACGUAUAAUAAUACAACACAUUAAUAACGUGUUUAUUUAAAUCAUAUGAUAAACAAAUAUAUAGUUUCUACCUUCAAAUAAUAUACCUCGUACCUACAAGUACCUUCAAACAUCUACCUUUCACACAGCGCAAUAGUGCCUGGGUCACCGAGUUCAUAAUAACAAAAAAAAAAAUAUUAAAAAUAAUCAAUAAUAAUAUAAAAGCAUAAUAAAUUCACAAAUACACGCACAAUUAAACUUUAAUACGUUGAUUAUAAAUUGAAAAAACGUAAAGUUAAUUUUUUUUGAAAAAAGGGACAGUACCUGCAAAAAAAAAAAAAAAAUACAUAUAUAUGUUGAGAGAAUAUAUAAAAAGAAUACAGUGAAUAAUAAUUAUAAACUUUUUUUUGCGAAGAAAAAGAAAAUUAUUUAAUUGAGGAUUGAAUAACUAUUAAUAAACAAUAAAAAAUAAUUAUUGUGAAGAGUGAAAUAUUGAGUCAUCUUGUGCCAGAACGAGUAUCAUUGGAUUUUUGGAUAAAUCAUUUGUCAGCAUCACAUUAAUGAUUUUCAAGACAUUGUCUAGUAACAGUAUUCAAGAUUGAUUGAUAUCUUCAGUAAGAUUUAUAGUAACAGAAUUGAAAAUUUCAAGUAAAUUCUGUAGAAUUGAGUUAUUAAAAUAUAAAUAAUACUCUUUUCAAGUAACCAGAUUGACCUCUAUGUGACAAGAUAAGAAAGAAAAAUAUAUAUAUAUAUUAAAUAUUUUCAUGCAACAUUUGAUUAUUUUUCAAAACAAAAAAAAAGGAAAAUAAAUAAAAAUUUUAUCAAGUAGACAAUGCCAUAGAUAUAUGCAUAAUUUAAUAAUGAUUAAAAAUCAAGUGGAAAUAUUAACAAGUUUAAAUUAUAUAACUUGUGCUCUCCCACCAAUACUCAUACUAAUCAUCAACAUUUAAAACAAGAACUAUAAAUAUAAAAUUUUAAAUAAAUAAAAAAAAAAAAAUAUUGAUAAAUGUCAAAUAUAAAAACAUCAUAUAGGGUACGUAUUAUAUCGUACUAAAUUAAAAAGUAACACUCAAUGUCAAUAUGCGAGGUGUUGCUAGUGGUUCUGGAUCAUCAUCAUCAGUAAUUUUUAAACCAAAUAAAAAACGUAUUACAGUAACAAAUAUAGUUAACAGUAGUAAUACAACCGCAUUGCGGUACAAUGAACAAUUGUUUGAUACAAAAGAAAUUAUUAAUCGAACGACAAGUAAUAAUAAUAAUAAUAAAAUUAAUAAUAACAACAAUAGUUGUGUUAAUAAUAUUAACAAUAGCUAUAAUAAAAUUAAUAGUAAUAAUAAAAAUUAUUAUUACAACAACAAUAACAACAAUAACGACAACGAAAAUAAUAACAACAAUAAUAGGACUAGUGAAAGAAUUCAUAAUAACGACGAAAUGGGUACGGGUGACAUUGCAUUGGCACCCACAUCCAGGAUAAGUCCACCGACAAGUAUGGACACAUCAGAAGUACCACAUAGUAUGGUUGUUGGUGGUGGUGGUGGAUCUGGUUUAGCAUUAGUUAAAGCUGAAACACCUGAACAUAUGGCUGGUACAUCAAUUGGUCCAAAAGCAGCAUCAACUGUUGUAUUACCAGUUGGUCCAUGUAAUGCAUUAUUUGCUGGUAUUGCUAGUAGUAAUAAACGACCAAGACCAGAUGAUUGGCUUGCACCAAAUCGUCCAACAACACCACAAGCAUUACCAAGUCAACCACUUGUUUAUACAACACCACAACAACAAUUUGAACAAAUACAAUUUUCACAAAAUCAACAAAAUUUAAAUCAAUUAUCACAACAACAACAACAGCAGCAGCAGCAACAACAACAACAACAACAGCAACAGCAGCAGCAGCAACAGCAACAACCCAUGACACUCACAAUAAAUACUGUUCAACCACAACAACAGCAGCAGCAGCAACAACAACAACAACAACAACAGCAACAACAGCAGCAGCAGCAACAACAACAACCAUCAAGUAAUGGUUAUGUUAGUCCCAUGAGUGCUGGAAGCUACGAUCUAUACAGCCCAAAUGAAAAAAUUGGAAGGGAUGAUUUAUCACCGCCAAAUUCAUUAAAUGGCUAUAGUGCUGAUAGUUGUGAUGCAAAAAAGAAAAAAGGACCAACACCAAGACAACAAGAAGAAUUAUGUCUUGUUUGUGGUGAUCGAGCAUCAGGUUAUCAUUAUAAUGCACUUACCUGUGAAGGAUGUAAAGGAUUUUUUCGACGUAGUAUAACUAAAAGUGCUGUAUAUCAAUGUAAAUAUGGAGGUAGUUGUGAAAUUGAUAUGUAUAUGAGACGAAAAUGUCAGGAGUGUAGAUUAAGAAAAUGUCUAAAUGUUGGUAUGAGGUCUGAGUGUGUUGUACCAGAGUAUCAAUGUGCUGUAAAACGAAAAGAAAAAAAAGCACAAAAGGAAAAAGACAAACCAAACAGUACAACAAAUGGUUCACCUCGUAGUAUUGAUAGAGUUGGAGUUAAAGUUGAACCAUCUGAAGCUGAAUGUUUACAAUUAUCUGGUAGUGAUAAUGCAAUGAUAUCAGGUUCUUUAAAUAGUCCAAGACCUGUAACAACUGAACAAGAAGAACUCAUACACAGACUUGUAUAUUAUCAAAAUUUUUUUGAACAUCCCAGUGAUGAGGAUCUUGCAAGAAUUUCGUAUUAUCAACCAUCAGAAGGUGAUGAUCCAAGUGAUGCUGGAUUUAGGCAUAUUACAGAAAUGACAAUAUUAACAGUACAAUUAAUUGUUGAAUUUGCAAAAAAUUUAUCGGGUUUUGAUAAAUUAUUACGUGAAGAUCAAAUAGCAUUACUUAAAGCAUGUUCAAGUGAAGUUAUGAUGCUUAGAAUGGCAAGAAAAUAUGAUGAAAAAACUGAUAGUAUUGUAUUUGCAAAUAAUCAACCUUAUACUAAAGACAGUUAUAGUUUAGCUGGUAUGGGUGAUACCAUUGAGGAUUUACUUGGUUUUUGUAGAUAUAUGUGCAACCUAAAAGUCAACAAUGCUGAAUAUGCACUAUUAACAGCAAUUGUAAUAUUCUCAGAACGACCAAAUUUAAUAGAAAGUUGGAAAGUUGAAAAAAUACAAGAAAUAUAUUUGGAUGCAUUAAAAGCAUAUGUUGACAGUCGUAGAAAUGUAAUUAAUAUAAAUUCUGGUGUUGCUUAUGCAAAAUUAUUGUCAGUAUUGACAGAAUUACGUACACUUGGUAAUCAGAAUAGUGAAUUGUGCAUUAGUUUGAAGCUCAAAAACAAAAAGCUACCUCCUUUCCUUGCUGAAAUUUGGGAUGUGGUGCCGUAGUUUUAUUUUAACAAUAAACAAUAUAUAUUGUUGAUUAUAAAAAUAUUUUUCAAAAAUUAUUAUUAUUAUGUAUAUGCAAUUAUGCAUUUUAUUUUUAAACGACGAAGUUAUGUGUGGCAUGAGUCACUUUUGUACCAGUGCACCACUAUGCCACUGCCUCGUCGUCAUAAAAUCAUGAAUUUUUUUUUUUCUUAAUUUUAUUAUUAUUAUUCGUUAUUUAUUUAUUUAUUUUUUUUUCAUUCUUUUUCUUUUUUUUAUAUACAUAUAUAUGUAUAUAAAUAUAUAUUGUAUAAAUAUAGUCUAACAAUACCUCGAUAAAAUUCAAAAAAAAAAGAAAAAACAGAAGAUAAAAAAAAAAAAUUCAGGCAAUGUAAAAGUUAAAAAUUCAGGAAAAUGUUCUUGUUUUUUUUUUUUUUGUUAUUUUCUCUUUUUAUUUUCUUCAAAAAUUGUUGGGAGAUAAGAAGAGAUUAAUAUGUGAUGUUGAUUGAAAAUAUUAGAAUGAAAAUGAAAUAUUAAAAAAAAAGAAAAAGAAAAAAAAAUAAAAAAAUAAUAAAGGCAGUGGCGAAGGCACCCAGGCUGUGAUACGUAGAGACAGUUACAGAGACUAUAUACGAAACUAUUCUACACUUAUAUAUAUUCACAUAUAUAUAUAUAUAUAUAUAAAUAUACAUUAAUAUUAUUAUUAUUAUUAUUAUUAUAAACGAUGAAAUAAAUAAUUGAAAAAUAAAAAAAAAACUCUUAUCCCUCGGCUACCCUUUAUUCUUUAAUAUAAAAUAACAAUAUUUAAUUAAUAAUAUUAAAAAAUAUAAAUAAUAUUAAUAUAAUUAAUUAAGAUUUUAAGAAAAUUUAAAAUUAAUGCGAUUUGUAAAUGUGAAUUGUACAGCGUUGGUGUGAGACUGAAAAAAAAAAAAAAAUUGAGAAAAGGUAAUGAAAGAGAGAUUUCAUAAAUUAAAAAAAUAAAUUGUUAAAUACUUCAUGAAAAAAAAAGGAUAAAUGUUUUUUUUCUUUUCUUUUCUUUGAAUACAUUAAAUGCGGGCGUAUUGUAAAAAAGUAGAAGAGUAAAAUUAAAUAUAACACAUUGGUUUUUUUUUUUUUUUUUAGAGCUAGUAGGAGAAGGCACUGUUGAGCAGUACCUGUGGAAUGAAAAAAUUUGAUGUGAGAUUUAAUAAACAAAUAAUAAUAAUAAUAAUAUGAAUACAUAAUACGAUAGAGUCUAUAUCACAACACAUAGCAUAAUAAUAUAUUGCCAUCGUGUACGUUAAUCGUGCAUGAAAGCAGGGAAGCAUAUAUAACAAAUAUGUUGAUUAACAAAUAUAAAUAAAAGUUAAAAAAAAAUACAAACAAACAAACAAUCAAUCACAAAAUAAUAAAAUAUUAUAAAAAUAAAAUCUGAGAGUUGUAGGCAAAAUAAUAUAAACAUAUAAAUACACACAAGUACACAGACAGACAGACAUACACAUGUACCAUAAAAAUAAAAAGAAAAAAUAAUUUAGAUUUUAAAUAAUGAAACUAGAGUGAUUAGACAAAAAAAAUAAAAAAAGGUCUUUAGUCAGAGUCAACUUGGCUUUUUUAGGUGACUGUGUCAAAGUGCAAAGCCUUGUGCCUUUGGACAUUGGCUCACCAGCAAACACAAAUAAACUUUCAAGUAUAGACAAAAGUAUAAAAAUUAUUAAAUUUUAAAUAAAAAAAAAAAACCAACAAAAAAAAAAUUAAAUAAAUGAAAAGAAAAAAAAAAAUAACAAUAAAAUUAACCGUCCGUUUUAAUUUUUUAAUAAAUGAAAUAAACAAAAAUUAUAAAUAUUGUAAAUUCGGGAUUGAUAGAAACAAUUAUUAGUCGAGAGAGAGAGAAAUGAAAAAUGAAGUUUGUGAGAUAUAUUGAUGGUGAGUUAAAUCAUGUAAAAGUUAGUUAAAAAAAGAGUAAUGAUAAUUGGAAUAAUGUUAUGAUGAAAAAUCAAUGAUUAUGGUAUGUUUGUAUAUAUAAAAUGUGAUUGACGAUUCAGUACAACUGAAGAUAAAUAAAGUGCAAAGAUAAAUGAAUUAUUUAAAAAAAAAAAUUAAGAAAUGUUUAUAAAAAUGAUGGCUAAUGUUUCCUUCCUCCGGGUAUUUAAAUGAAAAUAUAUAUUUUUUUUUCAAAGCCGUAACAUGAUACGCAUCAAAAUUUAUAAAAACAAAACAAUUAUAAUUAUAUUUCAAAAAUUAAAAAAAAUAAAACAACCGUAAAACUUUAUUAAAAAAUAUAUAAAAUUUAUUCAGUGACAAAAUAAAAAUAAAUUAAUAUUUCGAUGAAAAUUAAAAUAAAAAAAGUGUUACAAUAAGAUUCUCGAUGUUGUAAAAUUGUAACUAUGCUAUUACGUAGUCGAAUCAUUCAAAUUCAUAACGUCAUAAUUGUGUGUAAGCGUAUUUUAAAAUUGAAAUUUAAAGAAAAACAAAAAGUGCAUCUGUUAAGCACGAAUGAAUAAAAUACUUCAGUUAUUUUUAAAAUCAAUUUAACAUCAAAUAUAAACAUUGAAAUUAAUAUCAUCUCAUAAAUUGAAAUAAGAAAUAAAAUUAAAAAUAUAAUUACGUGUCAUGUUAUAGUUAAGAGCGGCAGUAUAAAAAUAAUAAUAUUAUUAAAAUCAUUAAUAUAUUAAAACGAAAAAAAAAAUUAAUAAUAACAAUUGUCAUUCUGUUUUCAAUAAUUAUUUGGAGAAUUUUCAUAACAUGUUUGAUACACCUAAACAUUCGUGUCCCAACAAAAAAAUAAAUAAAUAAAUAACCCUUAAAAUCAUGUAUAAACUCCAAAAAAAAAAAAUCGAAAUAAUUUGAAUUCAGAAUGACAUAGAUAAUCAUCAAAUCGAUAUUCAUUUCAUAUGUAGAACCGCAAAAAUAGACACUGCCACAAACAGUUUAUAGCAAGAACACCAUCAUGAAAAAUUAAAUUUCUUUUGAAAUAUUAAAAAUAAAAAAAAAAAACAAAUUAACGUUCAUUUAAAUUGCAUGAGGACAUUGUCAUCACCAAAAAAAUAAAAGAAAAAAUAUAUUAUAUAAAUACAUAAAACACAUUACACAAAAACAACACAAGUAAUAAAAAUAUGAAUCAAGUCUCUUACCACCAUUGCCGUACCUCAUUAACUCGUAGGAACUUAGAUCUAUCGUUAUAGAAACGUAAUUUAAAUUAAAUAAUAAUAACAGAUGAUAAAAGAAAAUAAAAAAAAAUAUAUAUAUUAAAAAUUAAACAACAAAGACAAUGAAUAACUCGACCUUGAUUAAUCGCUAUUGUAUACAACCGCACACAUUUGGCUCUAGAAAAAAAAAUUUAAAUAAUAUCAACAUGACAUUGUGAUUGCUUAUAGCUCGAAUCGCUUGAGCCGCGAGGUUUAAAAUAAUUUUAUUUGGAUAAAUCAAUAUAUUAUUGAUAAAUAAUAUAAAUACUUUUGAUCGAUUAAAUUUUUUCUUAACUCUCAAAGUAAUUUUCAAUUUUUACAAAACGAAAAAUAGAUAAAAAAACAAUUUAAUUAAAAACGUAGACGGCGGGUCGAAUUUAUUAUUUUAUUAUAAAUUUUUAAAUAAUAUUUUUUAUUUAUUUAAUGUUUUAUUUGAUGGAAAAAAAUAAUAGAAAUGAAACACAAAAAUUAUCAUAUAUACUUACACAAAAAGGGAGAAUUUAAAAUUAAAAAAUUUGUCAAUGCGCAGGUUUUUUUUUUGGAAAAUUAAAAGAAAAAAAAAUAAUAAUUAAGUGCAAAAAUAUUAGUUGUAUAUGCAAUUAUACGAUCACUGCCAAAAGGCGUUACUGUUGACGUCAGUUAAAUUAUUAUUAUUAUCUUGUUGUUGUUUUUUUUUUAAACCACCAUGUAAAUUACCAAAUGAGAUAUUGUUUAUUAAUAAUUAUUAUUAAAUUAUUAUCAAUAAACUCAAUUGGUUAAUUCAUGUGUCGGUUAAUUUGUUCAUAAUACUGCCAAGUGUCAACUACGAUUUAAAAAAAAAAUAAAUAAAAUUCGAAUUUAAAAACAACAACUUACGUAAGAAAAAAAAAAAUUAAUAAUUAUUGGUAAAGUAUGAUAAACGUAAAAAUUGUUUACUUUACAAUAUAAUAAUACUCUUCAAUGACACAAAUUUUUUAAAUAAAUUGCCUGCCUGAUUGUUUUUACUGACGAUCCGUUUGUCUGCCAAAUUAUUUGCAUGACAAAUAAUAAUUAAUAAAUAUUAAUUAUUUAAAUUAGAAAAAUAUUUGACCCGCCCUCUUCGUACAGCCCUUCAUAUGAUCAUUAAUUAAUUGUUGUCUUUUUUUUUUUUUAUAAAUCUUUAAAAUUUUAUUGUCAAAUCUUUCAUUUACACUUGUUGUUUUUAAAUUAAGACUAAACAUUUCAAACACAACACAACAAUUGACAACACAUAAUUAAAAAAUAUCAUUUUUUUUUUACAAAGUGCACUUUGUUAAUUAUUAAAAAAUAUUAUUAUUAUUAUUAAUUUGAUUAGUAAAAUUUUUUAAGAUGAAUAUAAAAAAUGGGAAAGUUGCAAAGAAUAAAAAAAAAAAUUGUUUAGAAAAAUUAAAAAAAAUUGUGUAAAACUUUUAUUUAAUUAAUUUAUAAAUAAAUGUUUUAAACAAUUUUAAUAAAUUGGUGCUUCGGAAUGUAUUAGACUGAAUUAUUGUUACACGUUUUAUUCAAAAAGAAAUUUUUUAAAAUAUAAAAAAAUUUUGAUGUUAAAUUAUUUCGAUUAAUUAGCAAAAUUUGUUAUUUAAAAAUUAAUUUUAUUUUAAAAAAAUAUUUAUUAUGCGCUUAUGACACAUCUCAAUUAUCAUACACAUAUAAACAUAUACACAAAAAAAAAAAAUCUUGAAAGUUUUGAUGAUACAGUUUCGAAAUAAAUUUUUUUUGUUAAUAAAAUAAAAAUAUUAUACGCUUGCAAUAAUUGUAAAUUAUGAAGGGAUAAAAAAAACAUUAAUAAUUUUACAAUUGAUUAAUUAGACAAUGAAAAUGUUAUGUGCAAAAAAAAAUUAUAGUCUGGUGUUAAAUUGACUUUACGUGAUAAUUGUUACUGUCUAAAAAAAAACUCGCAAGAAAAAUUUAAAAAUUAUUUUAAAAAAAACGUAUGGUCAAUGUUUAAAUAUUCGGCAGCUCAUGUGUGACAUAGUAAAAAAAAAAAAAGAUUAAUUAGAAAAUGAAGUUAAUUCCAAUUUAUUAGAAAAAAAAAAAAAAAACAUAAAUAUACUAAACGAAAAUUUCUAUCAAUUAUUCAUUCGAUUCUUUUUUUUUAUAUUAAAAAUUUUUCAUUAUUAGAUUAUUCUUUUGACUUGGCAUAACAAAAUGCGUCCACACCCUCGGCAGUCCUAAAAUUUCCAUAUGAAAAAGAAAAAAAGAAAAAAAAAACAAACACUUGAAAUGUUUUCAAAUAAAAUACUAGAUAAAAUUGACAUUUAUUUAUCAUUAUUAUUAUUAUUAUUAAAGCUAUAUUAUAGUUUGUUGUAUACACAAUGCGCAUUGUAUAAUACAUAUGUAUUUUUCUUAAACGCGCAGGCCGUCACAAAGAUUAUUACGAAAACAAAAAUAAAUGUAUAAUAAUAUUUAAUAAUAAUAAAAAAUUAAAAAAACAAAAAAAAAAACAAAUUAAA
Aphidius gifuensis is the source of this 9997-nucleotide messenger RNA. Its product is annotated as ecdysone receptor-like. The coding region runs from base 2173 to 4407 and encodes 744 amino acids. The record is from RefSeq and is a predicted model, not a curated record. Gene Ontology annotation, cellular component: nucleus. Gene Ontology annotation, biological process: ecdysone receptor signaling pathway; cell differentiation; positive regulation of transcription by RNA polymerase II. Lineage: Eukaryota; Metazoa; Arthropoda; Insecta; Hymenoptera; Braconidae. Gene Ontology annotation, molecular function: zinc ion binding; nuclear receptor activity; RNA polymerase II cis-regulatory region sequence-specific DNA binding. The transcript has 7 exons.